This is a messenger RNA of Brachypodium distachyon (stiff brome), 2784 nucleotides long. Its product is annotated as pentatricopeptide repeat-containing protein At1g12300, mitochondrial-like. The record is from RefSeq and is a predicted model, not a curated record. Gene Ontology annotation, molecular function: protein binding. NCBI's taxonomy places the organism in Eukaryota, Viridiplantae, Streptophyta, Magnoliopsida, Poales, Poaceae. The coding region runs from base 1578 to 2543 and encodes 321 amino acids. The transcript has 2 exons.
GAAGCACAGUCAGCCCAGGAACCUAACAGCCCCAUAGCGUUUCGGAGUCCCGUAGUGUUUCGGGGCGAAACCGCCGCCGCCGCCGCGCAGCCGCCGCUCCGUCCUGUUCUUCCUCGCCGGUACCGCCUGUCUACCUUCCUCCUCUCCCCCCCGUGCUUCUCUGCAGGGCCACGGGCGCCGCCGUCUACCCAUUCCGUGCUUACCCAGCCACCAGUCCGCCAUAACCAUCCCGUGCCUCCUCGCCGCCGGCGCCUCCCCUUCCCGCCGGCGACGUAACUCUUCAGCUCGGGAGGUUCAGCAGCAGCCUCUUCGUUGAGUUUUACAAAUAAAUUUGACAAGGAGUGGUUUCCCCCGUCGAUCUCAUCCGUUCUCUCUCCGCGUGAGCUUCAGCGGCGACAACACUGGGCUGCUGCGGCGAGCACAGCGAGUGAGUGCCACGGAGGCAACAGAGGAUGAUGGGCUCUGCAUUUGACGGGCUCUGAAUUUUCGAAAUCUCUAGAUUGCCCCAGCCAAACCCCUAAACCCUGUCUUUACUCUCCCCACGGCGGCGCUCCCGAAUCUUUCGACGGCAGCGCGACCCUCCGCGUCUUGCGUCUCCACCACUCAACCCAUACGGCCACACGUCCUCUUCUUCCUGUGACCUACUCAAGCUCCAUUCCGCCGCCGCAGCUGCUCCCUCUGUCCCUGCAAGGCUGGACCCGUCCCGCAACAUUGGACAUUGGUUUUCCAGGCACUCCGUAAUCUCUGAAAUUUUUAUAUGACUUGUACAAUUAUUUCUGGGGUGGCUCUCUGCGCCAACUAAUCAAGGAAGUAUGCUCCAUGAAGUGCAAUUUUUGUGUACGUUUUUCCUUCUUCGACUGGUGCUGUCAAUGUAAGGAGGGGACAUUAGAGCCCUACUUCUGCGCCAACUAAUCAACGAAGUAUGCUCCAUAAAGUGCAAUUUUUGCGUACGUUUUUCCUUCGACUGGUGCUGUCAAUGUAAGGAGGGGAGAUUAGAGCCCUUCUUCUAUGCGACGUGCAGUGCUAGGGUUCCUGCAUCAAGACCUUGUAAAAAUAAACCACCCUCCAGCAUCGCGCCUUUACUCUCUGGCUUGUUGUUUGAAGAUCUCAGAUCAUCAAGAAACCACGGGAAGCUCUGUUUGCAGUGAGUAUAGAAGUCAGUGUCUUCUUCUCCUGAUCACGCAAGCAGUUCGGACAUCAAACGGGGACAAGGCCAAAAAGAUAAGCUUUGGGAAGUGUGCCAGGUUAUAUGGGCUAUCUCGGACAAUUGGGCUGUUUGCAUUGCUUAUACGAUCCUUCUUGCCACGGAGAAUCAGAGAGAUUUGGUGCUUGAUUCGGAGCAUUGUUGAUUACUGUGGAAGUGCCGGCCCGGAGUUGUUUGAGUUGGCACCUAUGUUGGUCAGCAAUUUGGGUGGCUCAAUGACAUUGCUACAAGUUCAUGCUACAGCCAUACGGAUUUUUCUAGAGUUGUCGAUGUUUGAGGAUGCUCUCCUCACUUACACUGAAGCCAAGAAAGUUGGAGUGGAGCUGCAGCUGUGCAACUUCCUGCUGAAGUUUUAGUUGAGAGGAAUCAAAUCAUGUAUGCGAGGAGUUUGUUUGAUGAUAUGAAGAGUUCUGGUCCGUCACCAAAUGUGUACUCUUAUUCGGUUUUGAUGAGUGUGUAUACCCAUGGGGAUAGGUUAUACUUGGCAGAAGCUUUUGAGCUUCUUUCUGAAAUGGAAAUGGAAGGUGUGAAGCCGAAUGCUGCAACCUAUGGCACUUACCUCUAUGGGCUAAGCCGUACCAGACAGGUGGCAUCUGCAUGGAACUUUCUUCAAAUGCUUUGUCAGAGAGGCUACCCUUGCAACACUUACUGUUUUAAUGCAGUGAUUCAGGGUUUCUGUAGUGAAGGUCAGGUUCAGGAAGCCAUAGAAGUGUUUGAUGCGAUGAAGAAGCGUGGGUUUGUCCCAGAUACUCAUAGCUACAGCAUAUUAGUUGAUGGGUUAUGUAAGCAAGGGGAUGUAUUGACAGGCUAUGACCUGCUUGUUGAAAUGGCAAGAAAUGGAAUAGUGCCUACUCUGGUCAGUUACAGUUCACUUUUGCAUGGUCUUUGCAGAGCUGGAAAGGUUGAAUUGGCACUUGAGAUUUUUAGGAGGCUUGAAGGACAAGGUUUGAAGCAUGACCACAUAGUUUACAGCAUUGUUCUUCAUGGCUGUUGCCAACAUUUGGAUAUAGAGGUUGUCUGUGACCUUUGGAACGAAAUGGUUCAUCAUAAUUUUGUUCCAGAUGCGUACAACUAUACUAGUCUGAUAUAUGCAUUCUGCAGAUGUAGAAAUCUGAAAGAAGCACUGGGAGUAUUCGAACUCAUGCUUGACAGUGGAGUAAGCCCCAACAUUGUGACAUGCAUCAUUCUAAUUGACGGCUUCUGCAAAGAAAGGAUGAUUGGUGAAGCCUUCUUAUUCCUUGAUAAAGUACGUCAGUUUGGAAUUGUCCCAAACCUUUGUACCUACAGAGUUAUCAUCAAUGGUUUGUGCAAGGUCAACAAAUCUGAUGACAUGUGGUGAGUUUUUGCAGACUUGAUUAAAAGGGGCUAUGUUCCUGAUACUGUCCUUUACAGUAUUAUCAUUGAUGGUUUUGUGAAAGCUUUGAAACUACAUGAGGCUUUCAAGUUGUAUCAUAAAAUGUCGGAUGAGGGUACAAAACCCAAUAUCUUUACAUAUACUAGCCUCAUAAAUGGUUUGUGCCAUGAUGAUAGGCUCCCAGAAGUUGUGACAUUGUUUAAACAUAUGAUCGGGGAGGGACUGA